UCGAGCAGACCCCUUCCGACGGCCCUCCCUGCGCAGGCUGGGACGCCUCUCCCCGCUCCGCCCCCGCCGCGGAAAGUUAAGUUUGAAGAGGGGGGAAGAGAGAGAAACAUGGACAUGAAGAGGAGGAUCCACCUGGAGCUGAGGAACCGGACCCCGGCAGCUGUUCUAGAACUUGUCCUGGACAAUUGCAAAUCAAAUGAUGGGAAAAUUGAGGGCUUAAUAGCUGAAUUUGUGAACUUAGAGUUCCUCAGUUUAAUAAAUGUAGACUUGAUUUCAGUUUCAAAUCUUCCCAAACUACCUAAAUUGAAAAAGCUUGAGCUCAGUGACGAUAGAAUCUGUGGAGGUCUGGAUAUGUUAGCAGAAAAACUUCCAAAUCUUACACAUCUAAACUUAAGUGGAAAUAAACUGAAAGAUAUCAGCACCUUGGAACCUUUGAAAAAGUUGGAAUGUCUGAAGAGCCUGGAUCUGUUUAACUAUGAGGUUCAGUUCAGUUGCUCAGUCGUGUCCGACUCUUUGCGACCCCAUGAAUCGCAGCACGCCAGGCCUCCCUGUCCAUCACCAUCUCCCGGAGUUCACUCAGACUCAUUUCAAACCCCAGAUUCAGAUGCCGAGGUGGAUGGUGUGGAUGAAGAAGAGGAUGAUGAAGAAGGAGAAGAUGAGGAUAAGGAGGAGGAUGAAGAUGGUGAGGAAGAAGAGUUUGAUGACGAAGAGGAUGAUGAUGAAGACAAAGAUGUAGAAGGGGAGGAGGAUGAAGAUGAAGUCAGUGGGGAGGAAGAAGAAUUUGGACAUGAUGGAGAAGUUGAAGAUGAUGAAGAUGAGGAUGAAGACGAAGAUGAAGAAGAGGAAGAAAGCGGGAAAGGUGAAAAGAGGAAGAGAGAAACAGAUGAUGAAGGAGAAGAUGAUUAAUAAGACCCCAAUAACCUGCAAAAACAAGCUGUUCAGUAUGGGUUGGACUGCUGACAUGGAUUUGGUAGCUUUUUUUUUUUUUUUUUCAAGAAAAAUAAAAGGGUAGCUGUGAUACAAACCCCAGGACACCCACCCACCCAAAGUGCCAAAGAAUAAUUCCUAUGACAUUUCACCUUCCUCCACUUAGUCCCUCUUGGAAACCCACCACCAAGCUUGGGGACUUCACCCCAACAAAAUUGUAAGCGUUUUUAGGGUUUUGUGUAAGACUUGCUGUAGCGUGGAUAGCUGUGAUUGGUGAGUCAACUGUCCGUGGCUACCAGUUACACCAAGAUUGUAACAGCAUUUUUACUUUCUGUACAACAAAGAAGCUUUGUAAAGAAAAUCUUAACAUU
Capra hircus (goat) is the source of this 1298-nucleotide messenger RNA. Its product is annotated as acidic leucine-rich nuclear phosphoprotein 32 family member B-like. Bases 109 to 906 code for a protein of 265 amino acids. Gene Ontology annotation, biological process: regulation of apoptotic process. Gene Ontology annotation, cellular component: nucleus. Lineage: Eukaryota; Metazoa; Chordata; Mammalia; Artiodactyla; Bovidae. The record is from RefSeq and is a predicted model, not a curated record. Gene Ontology annotation, molecular function: histone binding. The transcript is spliced from 2 exons.